Molecule: messenger RNA, 2190 nt
Organism: Effrenium voratum
Lineage: Eukaryota; Dinophyceae; Suessiales; Symbiodiniaceae
Source: the annotation of a GenBank genome assembly
CAUAGCUUCUGCAUUCAUUGAUGAUUUCCACAGCAAUGUCAGAUGAGCCGGAAGCUGCGAGUUUGAGGCAAUUGGUGUCAAGAGGAUGGACAUAUCAUCAUGCGACUUUCGAUUUAUACUUGAAAUUGAGUGGUGUUUUGUUAACAGAGGCGGGUGUCACUGGUGUCAUUUUGCCGGAGAUCAGACGUUUGGUGCAACUAGAGCGUGGUCACAGCAGCGAUGAUGAGCUGCGUGUGCGGAAAGCCAAUAUUGAUUUGGCCAACACUGGACUCACAGAUGCAAUGCUGAAUACAUUGCUGGGUGCCUGGCAGACUUUAGGGAUCUCCUGCUGUUCUCUGUGCCUCAGAUUACAGCGGAAUUGUCUCACAGGAGCAUCAUUGUUGACCUUGGGGCAGUUCGUGACGGCAGAGGCCAUUGGAAGCUUGGAGGAGUUGCAUGCAACACAUCAAUUGGGGCCAGAGCGUGUGACUCGAAGAUCUGUCCUCAGCUUCUUGAAGAAGCUCUCCCAGUGCAGUAAAUAUCCUAUUUGGGUCAAGCGCCGGCGAUGCUUUCGUCCAGUUCAUUUGCGCUUGGGACGCUGCGGCAUCGAGAAUCCAGAAGAGAUUGCAGGUGAGCUGGAGAAAGAUGGCGCGCGGGUUUGCUUUGCGGAUGAUCAAGGCUGUAUCCGAGCUGCUUGUAGUUUGGCCCGUCACGGUGGAGGAUGUCCUGUGGCUCAUUUGUUUGACUUCCGAAGCCAAGAGCUGCCAGCUGAAAACCCAGAACCACUGGGAGCCACAGAGAGAUUGAAGGAAGCAGAGCAGAUGGAGGUAACGCUACAAGGAGAGAAGGGCAAGCUCUUUUUAUGUGGUUCGUGUGAGAGAUCACUUUCAAUCGACAUGUUCACCCGAUGUCAGUUCUCCAAGGCCAGUAAGAUUGAUGAACAUCGGGGCGAAUCGCAUUUGGUACGACGGUGCAAUGAGUGUGUCACUCAACCCUGCUGUGCCUGUGGACAGCAUCUUUCCCUGACAGCCUUUUCAGGCAGUCAGAUGCUACGACCGCAGGGCACUCGUCGUUGCAGGCCUUGCACUUUAGACACUUGGUGGUGCGACCGUUGUUCCAAACCCAAGGUGACCGGGGAAUUUUCAUCCUUCCAAGCCAGAAAGGGCAAGCAACUCUCCAAGGUGUGCAGAGACUGUGAGAAGAGCAAUCCAUAUUUUGAUCGGCGCCACGUUCUUUGUGCCAUCUUCAGUGGCAAGUACGCGGCUCCGCCAUUGCGUUUGCCAGCCUUUUCCAAAGAAAUCUUGAUGUCCAUUUUGAGCUUUGCAAGGGAGUCCAAAUUCAUCACCAUCAGCGGUACAAGUUAUACAUGCAGUUUGUGCAACAAGACCAAAUCCUUUCUGGCCAAUGCCGGCGAUGAUGCAGUGGAACGUCAUGUCCGAACAUCCCAAGUGCAUGCAAAACGGGUGCGUAGUUUAGAGGCCGGCCACUUGGUCGAGGUUGCAACUACAGGACUGGAUGCCGGACGUUUCCGGGAUGGCUUAGGUCUGCGGGGAGCCUUUUGUGGAAUUGACCAGGUGAAAGAAGCGGCAAGCCUCAUUGACAUUUGGACUGUCAAUGACACUCAGCCUUUGCUUCCCUUUCUGCGGCAUGUUGGAUGUCGCGAAUCUGAGUCUGGACAACUUCGCUGGGUCUCUCCUGAACAAUUUGAGAAAGCUUCUGGACUGGUGGAAGCAGCGCAUGGUUCGGGAAUCGAAGGCGACUUUUUUGCGAGCGCAUCGAUGCAAGAUGUGGCGGAAGCAGAGGAAAGAGCGCUGCAACAAAAGCGGACCAAGGUGAAUAUGCUGUGUCGUUCCGGUGUGGGAGAUUCAGAUGAGGAGGAAGAUGAAGAGACCGUUGCACUUCGACGCUUUUUGGCCAGGUGACACACGUGUUGUCCACAUUUUCCAAGCGACCUCAACAGACAGAGUUCGUCAACUCUGUCAAGCAAGGCCAGGCAUCCUUUUAGCUGAACUGCCCCGAACUGCCAUGGUGAUGGAUCGUUGCAGUGCCAGUGCUCGUCCAGUCAAUAGCGGAUCAGAGAGCACAGCUGAUGGCCAAUUGUAUCCAGAAUAUGCGCCCGUGAAAAAGCAAGAACUUGGGGCAAAUGCAGUUUUUUGUGCUGAUUGUGGUGAGUCACAUAAACAUGGAAUGUGCGCUUGAAUGAUGAUGGGC